CCAGAGGACCGAUCGAGAGCAGCUGAAAUGCAAUAUAUCGUCAGCAGUGCAGUGGAGAAAGGUAGGCUGUGCACAUUUCCUCUAUAGGUCGCAGGUGCAUGCAAAGCCUUGCUAGUCUUGGCCUGAACACAAGAGAGAUAUUACGAGACAGCCAUGCCAGAGAGACGCCCUGUGGCAUUCGCGCAAUUUCAUCGCCAUCCGGAGUAGUUCUAGCCAUAGCAGGGCUACUGAGCAUUCGGUGAGACAGACAUGAAAAUUAACUCGGCUGGUUCUUCAAGAUGCGCAUUUCGUUUCGCCUCCUGCAGUCGUCGACACAACAGAUCUUCAGAGAUUUGAAGAUCCCAGUCUUUGAAGCUGGGCAACCGGAAUAUGAGCGGUUGAUCGCAACCUCGAACCGCUUGUUUCGCUUCUCGAGACCUGAUUGCGUGGUUCAGCCCGAGACCGCCGAUCACGUCCGUAACAUAAUCAAAGAGGCGCGGUCGAAGAAUCUCGAUCUCACUAUCAAAUGCAACGGCCAUUCUUAUGCGGGACACUCCACUGCAUUCAAAGGCGUGUCCCUGGAUCUGAGGAGGAUGAACCAGGUAAAACUGGAUAUGGGAUCGACGACCAAGAUCGUUACCAUGGACGCUGGUUGCCAAUGGGGCCAUGUGUACGGGACACUCAUCAAUGGUGGACACGACGGGUUCAUCAUCAACGGUGGGCGAUGUCCCACCGUGGGUGUGAGUGGCUUCAUUCUCGGCGGUGGACUUAGCCCUUUCACCCGUAGCUUCGGAAUGGGAUGCGACACUCUCGCGGAAGCAACCAUGGUGACUGCAGAUGGUGAUCUGGUUACCGUUGGGGAGACCGACGACCCGAGAUCCAAAGAAGGCAGGCUGUUCUGGGCCCUCCGUGGUGCAGGCGGGGGCAAUUUUGGCGUUGUAGUCCAGAUGAAGUUGAAGGUCAAGAAACUGCAAAAUAGAUUCAGAACCGUAGUUGCAGGGAGGUAUCAGUGGUUCCCCGAAGGAGGAUUCUCCGACAAGGUCAUCGCCACGAUGAAUGACUUCUACACAGCCACAUGGCCCAAUAACAUCACCAUUGAUAGUACCUGGAUGUGUGAUCUGCGAAACGGCAAUUCGUCCGACGGAAUCCGGUUUACAAUGGCCUUUGACGGCACCAAGUCGAAGUACGAAAGCGUGAUCGACGAGCAUAUCCAGCAUGAAGACCUCAAUGUCCAACUCAAGCGAAGAGCGCUACCCGAAAAGUCGACGCGUUUCCUCUACGAGACCCUCGUCAACCAGUGGCUGGAGGAGACAGAACGGGCAUACCCUACGAACAAAAGCUACGAGCUCUAUAGCUCCUUUAUUUUUAAGAACGACAGCAGGGAAACCAUCGAAAAAGUCACCGGCAUCAUUCGUGAUUUGAUGGCAGAGUUUAGGAGGAUCUUUCCUGGGGAACAGGUCAACUUCCUGGUGACUUGGAUUCAUUCCGGCGGCAAGGCAACGGAAAAGAAGCCGACCGAGUCGGCCUUCUUCUGGCGCGAGGCCGUCUUCCAUACAUAUAUCACCAUAGAGUGGAUGGAUAAAUGGAUGGAGAGGGAUAUGAGGCGCUUCCUAGCCAAGACCAAGAAGAAGCUGAGGCCGCUUUCUCUCAACGGUGAGGCCGCCUUCGUCAAUUUCCCCGACCGAGACUUCCCAGCGAAAUUUUACGAGAGGGCCUAUUUCGGUGACAAUUGCGACGAACUACGGCGCGUGAAGGAGAUUUGGGACAAGGAUAACUUCUUCAAGUUUGCUCAGGGUGUCCGCCGUCCAGGGGACCCGGCGGAAGAUGCAGACGAUAUCGACGAGGAACUGAAGACUGACAAGCUCGCAAAUGAACAAUGGGAACAUUAUAGAACUAGCAACGUUACCAAAGAUUUGCAGCAGAUGGCUCAGUGGUUUUGAAAGCAAGAAGGGUUUGGUUGCACUUUUCAUCCAGUCGACAAAGGUUACAAGCUGUUACCCUGUCCUCGAAAUCAGUGCGCUCAUCUGGACCUUCGGCUCCAGUAACAGGACAUCGAAAGGUUCUAUCGAGAGUGCUGGGAAAUAUUGU
Durotheca rogersii is the source of this 2067-nucleotide messenger RNA. RefSeq lists its product as uncharacterized. Gene Ontology annotation, molecular function: oxidoreductase activity; FAD binding. The transcript has a single exon. NCBI's taxonomy places the organism in Eukaryota, Fungi, Ascomycota, Sordariomycetes, Xylariales, Xylariaceae. Bases 279 to 1919 code for a protein of 546 amino acids. The record is from RefSeq and is a predicted model, not a curated record.